Monopterus albus (swamp eel) is the source of this 3330-nucleotide messenger RNA. It is a transcript of the gene kcnk1b, whose product is annotated as potassium channel, subfamily K, member 1b. Gene Ontology annotation, biological process: potassium ion transmembrane transport; stabilization of membrane potential. The transcript has 3 exons. Gene Ontology annotation, cellular component: plasma membrane. NCBI's taxonomy places the organism in Eukaryota, Metazoa, Chordata, Actinopteri, Synbranchiformes, Synbranchidae. The record is from RefSeq and is a predicted model, not a curated record. Bases 1501 to 2496 code for a protein of 331 amino acids. Gene Ontology annotation, molecular function: outward rectifier potassium channel activity; potassium ion leak channel activity.
AUCAAAUAGCUGUUACAAAAUUAAUGCAGCCAUAUUUGUAGUGAAAAUUCCACUGGUGGAAAGUAACUAAGUACAUUCAUUGAAGGUGAGUAUUUCUUACCAUUCCAUGGUAAGAAGUUUCAUUUCCAACUUUGGUUACUUUUCAGAAUCAGAUUAACAAAACAAAAUGUACAGUAUAAUCACAAGACUUUAUUGAUCCCUGGUGGGGAGUUCACAUGUUACCCAGCUGUAUGUAAAGUGUUUCAAAGUAUAUGUAUACAAGGUGGUUAACAUUAGCUCCACCUUUAUCAGCUGCAAUAUUGAAGUGAUGACCACAUGCAUCAACUAUAAUCCAAUAACAUGAUAUACAUUAAUGUGAAAUGUACCAUUCUUCUUCAAGUGUAUUUUGAUACUGACAGGCUACUCGGCUACUUUAACAUUGUGAAAGCAGAGCUUUUACUUGUGACUGAACGGGCCUGGGCUGAGAUGUAAAAAGACAAAAAAAAAAAGAGACAGGCUGCAGACUGUAGGAGGGUGGGUCCAUUUACAUGUCUGUCCCCAGCCGCACAUUGUAUUACAAUUCGUGUAUGCUUAUUACAGAGUGGUUUUUUUUUUUUUUUUACUAUUUUUAUUUUACUUAGGUUAAAAAAAACCUGUGUAGCUUCUUCCACCACUGUAAACGUUCCAAAGGCAGUAUAGCCUGUUUAGGCUUUAUUAAAGCAUCUUUCAUCUGAUGCCUGAUGGACAGGUUUUCUCUAAAGCCACGAAUAACCCUGUCUCUCCACACCCACGACUUCCUUCUUUCUAAUCACCUUUUGUGGUAACAAAAUAACGGGCGGGGAAACAGUAACAAUAGCUUUGUGACGUUUUCACUGGAAACUGAAACAUACCCGUCUGCCUGGGAGGAGAGAGGAGAGCUCUUACGUCACACGGUCUUUGUCGCCGCCACAUCACUUGCUGCAUUCAGGUGUCCUUUGAAGCUCGGAAAUACUUUAACUGCAAACUCGGGAGCCAUUAUCGUCGUGUUUUGGGGCAUAAUAUCAACAUUAUCGUGGUACCUUAUAAAAAAGAGACUGUAUUUUCUUUUUAGUAAUCGCGCCCAAUUGCGUUAUUACGUUAACUUGAAUGCAAAUAGAGCGUAAAGCAGCGUUGUGCAUGCUUCAUAAAUUUAAGGAGAUUUUUUUUUGUAAAGUCGUCUUACAACAGUAGCCUGCUAAUCUGCAAAAGACGUCCCUAACGACCACAGCAUCUCACGUGGAGUAGCUGUCAGUUUCCUUGCCUAAAUACUGUUCUUCUCAUGGUGUAGUUAUAAUAUUCUCGACUGCACUUGAACGCCUGAGCUGCCAGAGCAGGUUUUACGGAGGGGGAAGAGAAUCAUUUGAGAUUCGGCUUUAACAAUAUCUAAAUAGACAGGGUAUAUUUCGGCACAUAAUAGGCUACGCAAGGCAGUCAAAUUAAUAACGUUAUUUUUCAAAUUAAUAGCUAUUUGAGUCCGUAAUCGAGGUGAUAUACCUCUUGAAAAUGCUCCAGUCUCUAGCCAGCAAUUCUUGUGUGCGUUUGAUACAGAAUCACAAAUCGACGUGGUAUUUUGUCUUUCUAGUCUUAGGGUAUCUCCUUUAUCUCAUAUUCGGAGCUGUUGUGUUUUCUUCGGUCGAGCUGCCUUAUGAAGACCUCCUGCGUCAGGAGCUGAGGGCCAUUAAAAAACAGUUCCUGCUGGAACAUGACUGUCUGUCCGAGGAGCGUCUGGAGCGGUUUCUAAAGAAGGCACUGGAUGCUAGUAAUUACGGGGUCUCCAUCCUCAAUAACACCUCAGCUAACUGGAACUGGGACUUCACGUCUGCGCUGUUUUUUGCGAGCACCGUGCUGUCCACCACAGGAUAUGGUCACACGGCGCCUCUGUCAGAUGGUGGGAAGGCCUUCUGCAUUAUCUACUCAGUGAUUGGCAUCCCCUUCACCCUCCUCUUCCUCACUGCUGUGGUGCAAAGGAUCAUGGUGUUCAGCACACGAAGGCCAAUUAUGUAUAUCCACACACGCUGGGGCCUGUCCAAGCCGCUGGUGGCCAUCGUUCACGCCACUCUGCUUGCCAUGCUGGCAGUGUCUUGCUUCUUCCUCAUCCCCGCCGCCAUCUUCUCAGCACUAGAGGAGAACUGGAACUUCCUCGAAUCCUUCUACUUCUGCUUCAUUUCCCUCAGCACCAUCGGACUGGGGGACUAUGUACCUGGAGAGGCCGCUAAUCAGAAGUUCAGGGAGCUGUACAAAGUGGGCAUCACCGUCUACCUGAUCCUGGGUCUGAUAGUCAUGCUGGUGGUGCUGGAGACCUUCUGUGAGCUGCAGCAACUCAAACAGCUGAGGAAGAUGUUCUACCUGAAGAAGGAAAAGCCGCAGGACCGCCUCGCCAUUUUGGAGCACGACCACCUGUCCUUCACCACCAUGUCCAACACAGCCCACAGUGAUGACAAAACUCAGCCAUAUGUCCCAGCUCUGGCUUCUCCCGGUGAUGAUCCCAUGAUCCAGUAAAUAUUCAGCAAGACGGCUACUGAAGGAUGAAAGUUUGGGGUCAUGCACACAAGAUUAUACAUAGAUGAAAUGACUAGAUCAGAAGUCUCAAUUGUAGGUAUUCUGCAAAGUUCAUCACUGCACAUUUUAAUAGUAAAGCUAGGCCAUUCAGCUCAAGCAACCAGUGACCUUUACUGAACUACCAUUCUGCUAGUAUAGUGCUGUGUACAUUAAUAGUCACUAUUGACAAAGUCAGGGAUACUAUAAAACCCUGUAUUUCUGACUCAAACUCCUGUAUGUGCUGUACUAUUGAUUGCAUUUUCAAGAACAUUUAAAAAAGUAAUUGGUCUCAUAAAUUGAGAUGAAACAUAGAUCAGUUUGCCAUAGUCUCUCAGAAAAAUACUACAUGAAUAUGUACCAUAUAUAUCUUAGCAAUGAUUGACAGCUAUGUGGGAUGUACAUAAUCAGGUAAAUGCUUGAGGAUUUACAGUAUUGUGCCAUCUAGAAUCAAUAGGCCUGUUAAAGAUGAGGCAUGAGUGAUUUCAGUUCAGGUUUGUCCCCCUGCCCAUGGCAUGCUCGUUUUGCUCAUUUCCAGCCAUUUAAUGUUUAAUCUUGGCUACCUCUAGAUUAGCUUGGCACCCCUUAUAACUAAAAUAGUCAAAUUAUUUCAGAAUCAUAAAAUAGUUCGUGAACGUGCACAGCUCCUGCCGGCGGUGUUGUGACGCAAGUGAACAGCACAACGAACCACCACGGCAUUAAUUCAUAUCAAUUUCUCCUUCAUAGAUAGGUAAACAACGGUGUAUGUAUUGAUGAAAAGAGAUGUGUAACACUCUAAACAAAGCAGGUAAUUGAGAA